AUGCGUCAAGCCAAACCAAUCCUAGGUCAAGCUAAACCAAUUCUAGAUCAAGCUAAACCAAUCCUAGGUCAAGCACAACCAAUCCUUGGUCAAGCCAAAACAAUUCUAGGUCAAGCUAAACCAAUCCUAGGCCAAGCUAAACCAAUCCUAGGUCAAGCCAAACCAAUCCUAGGUCAAGCCAAACCAAUCCUAGGUCAAGCCAAACCAAUCCUAGGUCAAGCCAAACCAAUCCUAGGUCAAGCCAAACCAAUCCUAGGUCAAGCUAAACCAAUCCUAGGUCAAGCUAAACCAAUCCUAGGUCAAGCUAAACCAAUCCUAGGUCAAGCCAAACCAAUCCUAGGUCAAGCCAAACCAAUCCUAGGUCAAGCCAAACCAAUCCUAGGUCAAGCUAAACCAAUCCUAAGUCAAGCUAAACCAAUCCUAAGUCAAGCUAAACCAAUCCUAGGUCAAGCCAAACCAAUCCUAGGUCAAGCCAAACCAAUCCUAGGUCAAGCCAAACCAAUCCUAGGUCAAGCUAAACCAAUCCUAGGUCAAGCUAAACCAAUCCUAGGUCAAGCCAAACCAAUCCUAGGUCAAGCCAAACCAAUCCUAGGUCAAGCCAAACCAAUCCUAGGUCAAGCCAAACCAAUCCUAGGUCAAGCUAAACCAAUCCUAGGUCAAGCUAAACCAAUCCUAGGUCAAGCUAAACCAAUCCUAGGUCAAGCUAAACCAAUCCUAGGUCAAGCCAAACCAAUCCUAGGUCAAGCUAAACCAAUCCUAGGUCAAGCUAAACCAAUCCUAGGUCAAGCUAAACCAAUCCUAGGUCAAGCCAAACCAAUCCUAGGUCAAGCCAAACCAAUCCUAGGUCAAGCUAAACCAAUCCUAGGUCAAGCUAAACCAAUCCUAGGUCAAGCUAAACCAAUCCUAGGUCAAGCUAAACCAAUCCUAGGUCAAGCUAAACCAAUCCUAGGUCAAGCCAAACCAAUCCUAGGUCAAGCCAAACCAAUCCUAGGUCAAGCCAAACCAAUCCUAGGUCAAGCCAAACCAAUCCUAGGUCAAGCCAAACCUAUCCUAGGUCAAGCCAAACCAAUCCUAGGUCAAGCCAAACCAAGCCUAGGUCAAGCCAAACCAAUCCUAGGUCAUGCCAAACCAAUCCUAGGUCAAGCUAAACCAAUCCGAGGUCAAGCUAAACCAAUCCUAGGUAAAUCAGCGUUUCACGAGGGCUUCAGUCACAAGAACGUCCUCUUCAAUGGUGCUAUUAUCAACUUCGAAUGUUUACUUAACGUUCUUCGCCUCCAUCAGUGUAGGACUGGCAUUAAGCAUAUCCCAGCCGGGUUGUUAGUAUAA
Penaeus chinensis is the source of this 1326-nucleotide messenger RNA. RefSeq lists its product as uncharacterized. Bases 1 to 1326 code for a protein of 441 amino acids. The record is from RefSeq and is a predicted model, not a curated record. NCBI's taxonomy places the organism in Eukaryota, Metazoa, Arthropoda, Malacostraca, Decapoda, Penaeidae. The transcript has 4 exons.